This is a messenger RNA of Vespa crabro (European hornet), 3354 nucleotides long. RefSeq names its product endoglucanase E-4-like. The record is from RefSeq and is a predicted model, not a curated record. The transcript is spliced from 7 exons. Lineage: Eukaryota; Metazoa; Arthropoda; Insecta; Hymenoptera; Vespidae. Gene Ontology annotation, molecular function: hydrolase activity, hydrolyzing O-glycosyl compounds. Gene Ontology annotation, biological process: carbohydrate metabolic process. The coding region runs from base 1692 to 3122 and encodes 476 amino acids.
UCCUCUCCUUCUCCCGAACACUUGUCCCCACUUCCACAUCCUUCAGCGACGAGUACGAUGGUCGUCCACUCGCGCUGGUAGUCAGUCAGUAAGUCACUCAGUCAAUCAGAGUACUCGCUAAGUCAAAAUCGAUGAUUUACUCGGAUUCGCUGAUCAAUAAUAGAAACGUUUGCCAACGAUUUUCAUCUUCUUUCAAGGAGAAGAAGUUCUCUCGCGUAUUACCUGCUACAACAUAAGGUCGUAUCGUCGAUGAAGACGCGGCAAAGAGACGAGUACGCUUCAUGCAUGCAAAUCGUUCGAUUCGAUGACUAAUAACGACCAAGAAGAACGAACGAGCGAAAGAACGACGAGAAGCAUCGUAUCGAUCGUCAAUUUUCUGAGAAAAGAAAAUAAACAAACAAACAAAUAAACUUGUCCGACAAUAAUUGCUAUUGACGCUGGAAUACGCUCGAGAACGAUAGUAAUUAUUUCGAACGUGGGUCAUCGUACGCGCGAGUUCGUUCCUCGACGGACGAUCAUCCUUUGCUCUACUUUAUCCCUCGUAUGAUAAAUUCUUUUCCUUUUUCCUUCUUGAAUAUAUCCAUUACGUGGAAAUUAUUUGAAUGGUAAAAGUCAAUUCAUAAAUCAAUCGAAUAAUAAUUAGUUUCUUCCUUCCUAUCGUAUAGUGACGAACGAGUACACGGAACGUCAUCGAUACUUGGAACAUGUCAAUCAUUAAUGGGUUUUCCCGAUCCAACGUUUGACGAUCGUACAUGCGAGCUCGAUAGACAAGUAGGAUAGCAAAGACAUAUGUAUAUAUUCAAUGAAAACUAUUAUUUAUACUUGUCGAUAUUUCCUAGAUAUAUUUAAUAUUAACUUAUGCAACGUAUGUAUGUAUGAAUGUAUAUGUUGACAACUGUAAAAGAGGAGAGAGAAUAUACAACGUAUUCUUCGAAGCCAGAUAGACAAGACCGAGUGGUAAAAAGUUAAGGGCAAAUUUAUCGUAAAGUGAUGAUAGAAAGGGGAAUAAUAUAAUGUUGUAGUAAGAAAAGAGAGAAAGAGAGAAAGAGAAAGAGAGAGAGAGAGAGAGAGAGAGAGAGACAGAUAGACAGACAGGCAGACUAAUAUAAGAAAGAAAGAAAGAAAGAGUAACAGGGAGAGAGGGAAACUCGAGCUUAUUAUUGUGCUCAGCUACUGUAUACAAAUAGUACUACUCGAGAGACAAUCUUCGUAGUUCGAUUUCGUGAAAAGUCACGCAACAAUAUCUCCAACGUAUUUAUAUAUCCUCGAGAACGAUUAUUAUUAUUUACCCCUAAUAGCUGUACUACAUACAUACAUACAUACAUACUCGAUGAAUUUUGGCAUGCGUUUGAUAAUUGAUGAUUCAAUUGGUUCUCUUACAUUUUCUCAAAUAGAUAUGACAAACGCGCGAUUAGAGCGUACUAAUAACUUCCAGUCCUGCCCUAGUGUAUCUACUUACUGAGAAAAAAAGAAGAAAAAACUCGAAGAAGAUGAUCGUUGAUUUCGGAAGGAUACGCUAUGCCGAAUGGAACUGACGUCAAGAAAUAGAAGCGAUUAUGCGGAGAUUUAUUCGAACGUCGUAAGAACGAGGAGGUCGUACGAAAGGAUACAGUGAAGGAAAGACCAAGAGAAAGAGAGAGAGAGAUAGAGAAAGAGAGAAAGAGAUAGAGAUAGAGAGAGAGAGAUAGAGAAUGAAGAUCAACGUUAUCUUCGCGUGCGCCACGGCUUUAACGAUAACAUCCGUGGCCUCGAUUAUGAAGAUAAGCGCCACCUCAGCGACCUCCGUGAAGCCAAUCGAAGAAGGUGAGGGAGAUUAUGCUCGAGUUCUAGAGCUCUCUCUAUUGUUCUACGAAGCGCAACGAUCCGGUAAACUUCCGGAAAACAACAGAAUAUCGUGGAGAGGUGAUUCCGCAUUGAGUGAUCGCGGAAUCAAUGGCGAAGAUCUUACGGGUGGUUAUUAUGACGCCGGUGACUUCGUAAAAUUUGGUUUCACCAUGGCAUCAACGACAACACUUUUAGCAUGGGGAGCUGUUAGCUGGCCGGAAGCUUAUAUUGAGGCCGGACAACUCGAUGAAAUUCGUAAAGCCAUUAAAUGGGCUACCGACUACUUUAUCAAAUGUCACGUAAGCGAGUUCGUCUUUUACGGACAAGUUGGUGAUUUUUCCGUCGAUCAUACGUAUUGGGGAAGACCGGAAGAAUUGAAUACAACAAGGCCAGCUUACAAGAUCGAUCCUGAUCAUCCUGGUUCUGAUUUAGCCGGUGAAACUGCAGCGGCACUCGCAGCAUCCAGUAUUGUAUUCAAGAACGUCGAUCCAAAUUAUAGCGAACGCUGUCUCAAACAUGCCAAGGAGCUUUACAAUUUUGCUAAUAAAUACCGUGGUCUUUAUCACAGUGCAAUUCGUGGAGCAGCGCAAUAUUACGAAAGCACUGAUUACGGAGACGAGCUAGCUUGGGCUGCUGCUUGGCUCUUCAAAGCAACUAACGAUUCAAGAUACCUUGAGGAUGCCGAGCAUCAUUAUCAACAUUUUCAUCUUAAGGAAAGACCAAACGAGUUCUUUUAUAAUAAAAAGGUUGCCGGAGUUCAGGUUCUGCUGGCACAAUUGACAGGUCAACCGGAAUAUCAAAACGCCGCGUGUGCUUUCUGUGAUUUUUCCGUUCGACAACAAAAGCGCACGCCUAAAGGACUAUUGUACAUCGACAAAUUCGGUACUCUUUGUCAUGCUGCAAACGUGGCAUUUGUUUGUCUGCAAGCUGCUGAUUAUCCCAAUAUCGGUGAUCCCCAGGAAUAUCGUGAAUUUGCAACGCAGCAAAUCUCAUAUAUGCUAGGUGAUGAAGGAAGAAGUUAUGUCGUUGGAUAUGGAUAUAAUCCACCUACACAACCACAUCAUGCAGCAUCCUCUUGUCCAAAUAAACCUUCCCCUUGCGGGUGGCCAGAAUUCGAUAGACAAGAACCAAAUCCUCAAAUACUUUACGGUGCUUUAGUAUCCGGACCGGACGAGGCCGACAAGUUUCAAGAUCAUCGAGAAGAAUAUAUUUAUACCGAAGUUACGCUCGACUAUAACGCCGGUUUCACGAGCGUUUUAGCAGGAUUAUUACAGCUACGAAUUAAGAAAGUAGAAUAAAUAUUCAUGUCUAGGAUGUUCGAUCGAAUAAGAAUUAGGCGUACGAUCAUUACGUAAAGGAUGUAAUUAUCGACGUCAACUGUCUGAUGAACGCCCGUCGCUAUCAAUCCUCAUAUGUGAUUUUAGUUAACAUAUAUUGAAAUUUUUAAAUGCCUUUUUUUUAUUUUUACCAUUGAUUGCAAAACGAGAUUUCGAAUUUUCUAUUUCGAAGGAUUAUAAAUACUUAAUGCGA